GGUCCAUGUGCGCGCGCUCUACCGCUUGUCGCCACGUGACGCUCUCACUUUCCCUUGCGAGUUUGACAGGAGUUUUGACGGGGCUUUUUUUUUCGCAGCUCUUCUCAGGAGAGAGCUGCAGUCCCGGCCGCCCUCAGCCCCGCCGCCGUCCCUCGCUUGGGAAAGCCCUCCGCCCAAGCUUUGGAGGAGCAAGGAAGGCUCGUUCUGCCCGGCAGCUCACAAACAGACCAGACCGUCGCCGAGCAUGUCCGAGCCCAGCGCCCAGACAGCGGACAAGGAGUCCCGAAGCCCGGCGGCCCAGCUGCUUUUGGGGCUGCGUUGGGGCCGCCUGGAGGAGCCUCUGGGUUUCAUUAAGGUGCUGCAGUGGCUGUUUGCCAUUUUUGCUUUUGGAGCCUGUGGUUCUUUCAGUGCAGAAACAGGGGCUACUGUGAAAUGCAAUGCAGAUCCUAAAGAGAUGACUGCCAUCACUGUGCAGUUUGGAUAUCCCUUCAGGUUGUAUAAAGUUCCAUUUGACAUGCCAGUCUGUGAUCAAGAUUCUACUGACAAAAGGACGCUACAUCUCAUGGGAGACUUUUCAGCACCUGCUGAGUUCUUUGUGACCUUGGGUGUCUUCUCUUUCCUAUAUACUAUGGCAGCUCUUGCUGUCUAUCUGCGAUUUCACUCCCUCUACAAAGAGAACAAGAGACUUCCUUUUGCGGACUUCUGUGUGACCAUCUCAUUUACCUUUUUCUGGCUUGUGGCAUUUUCAGCUUGGGGCAAGGGCCUGUCAGAUGUAAAAGGGGCCACUCGGCCCUCCAGCCUCAUUGCUGCUAUGUCCGUGUGCCAGCUCAAAACUGCUGUAUGCAAUGCAGGGGCUACACCCUCCAUGGGACUAGCCAACAUCUCUGUGCUGUUUGGUUUUGUCAACUUUAUACUGUGGGCUGGAAACUGCUGGUUUGUCUUUAAAGAGACCCCUUGGCAUGCACAGGCCACCAACAAGGAAAGUUCUGCUGAACAAGGAGCAGUUGAUAAGCAAUAAGGAACCUACAUCCCUUGCUCCUGAAGCCUCCUCUUACCCACCAAGAACAGACAGUGCCUUCUCUUAUAUACAUGUUCAUCUCUUUUUACAGCAGUAUAGGAAAUGUGCCUGCUCUGCCCAUCUUUGCUGCUGUCCAGUAGUCAUGCAGGCCUCCCUCCGUGACUGUUUUGGGAUGCCUUCCUCUGACUCAAAUCGGAGGCCUUCUUGUGGUCCUAGACUGUACAUGGUUGCAACCAAACAUUUAUUUCAUCUGGGGUUAAUUUUUUUUAUAAAUAUUCAUUAUUGUACAUUGUAACUUUGGCCCAUAAGUCCUAAGCUGUGUGGCAUUUGUUUCUUAACAGCUGUUUUUGAUCAGCUAAAAAAACCAACUAGCUAAGCAGGGUGAGUAAGGACAGGGCUUUUUUUCUGCAGGAGCCCACACGAGUAGAGCUCCACCUGGGCUGGCCAGAACUCCGGCUGGCCCAGUCUGCCAUGUGGCAGCCAUAUGCUCUGAGGCCAGGCAGUGUGGCCUAAUAUGCAAAUAAACUCCUGCUGGGCUUUUUCUACAAAAAAAGCACUGAGUAAGGGCCAUAGAAAGACCAGAGCCAGUAGUGCUUCAGAUCCUGGAUCAUUUGGAUAUUUUCAGCAGCAAACACUCCUUUGACUCAGCAGCUAUAAUAAAAAACAAAAACAGUAUGCACUUGACUUAGCAGCAAAAGAAGGGAGAAGGAGGGUGUGGUGUUUCUGUCCUUUGCAUUGUGAUGUUUGAAUGUGCUAAAUGUCUCUCUGCUUCCUUAAACACUAUUGGAUUAAUGUCUAACACCUUUUGUCAGCAAAAUACUAUGUCCCCUAGUGGGCAAAGAUCUCAUGGCUGUUUUCCAAUCAUACACAGGUGUAUAUUGUGUUCAUGUUGACCCCACAGGUGCUGAUCCCAAGGAUGACUGAGGUUGCUAAUGCAGAGAAAGGCAAUGGCAAAAGCCAACUCUGCUCAUCUUGAAAACCCUAUGAUCCUGGGGUUACUAUGAGUCUGUUGUGACUUGAUGGCCAGCAAUUAUUAUGUUAACCUGUACAGCAGCUGUUGACUACUAUUUCCCUAUCCUAUGUGUUAUGCAUGUAGUGAUAGCAAAUCCCUUCACUAUGUGGAAGCCACAGCUUCAGAGUUCUUUUCCACUCCUCUGAUGCCAUUCACAGAAAUGUGUCUCAAUAUCUUCUGGAGUUUAAGUACAGCACAACCAGUGGUCCUUCUUGGGUAUCCAAAGCUAGAGAUAUAUGUUCAGCUCCCAGAAUAGUUGGUUAUAAAUCUUGGGGCCCAAGAGACCUAGGGCAUUCAUUUCUUGGUUGAGCUUGUUAUAUUGUUGUCAGUCUCUGGCUUAUACAUCAGGACUGGUCCACUAUUAAUAUGAGCUGCUGAGCCCUAUAUUUUCUGUCGUUUGUUGUCUGUUAUUGAACUCUUGUAUGCCACUGCCACCUGCCCUCAUCCCCUUCAAGUCCAUUGUGACAGCAGAGAUUUGGCCAUAAAACUUUCAGGGAUGCCUGAUUAAUGCCUAAUGCAUCCCAGGCCUUCAAGGAAACACAGGGAUAUAUAUAUUUUUAAGAAACUGAGAUUCCUGCAUGUGCCUCUGGCAGAUGAUGGGAAAACCACAGCAGAAGUUUAGGAAACUAUUAAUCUGUAUUCCUUGCCUGUGCCUUUAAAAUAAUCACUACUACCAAUGAGAAACAAAUUACAUACAUACAUACAUAUAUAUAUAUAUGUGUGUGUGUGUGUGUGUAUGUAUAAAUAAAACUUCCUUGUCUGCGGA
This is a messenger RNA of Heteronotia binoei (common prickly gecko), 2796 nucleotides long. RefSeq names its product synaptophysin like 2 (gene SYPL2). The transcript has 6 exons. NCBI's taxonomy places the organism in Eukaryota, Metazoa, Chordata, Lepidosauria, Squamata, Gekkonidae. Gene Ontology annotation, cellular component: synaptic vesicle membrane; synaptic vesicle. The record is from RefSeq and is a predicted model, not a curated record. Bases 245 to 1018 code for a protein of 257 amino acids.